AUGUUGACAGCAAUCGGCCGCGCCGCCGCUCAGCGCGUGCUCCUCCGCACCGCCCCGCUGGCAGUACCGCGAACUCAGCUUGCCGUCGUGCGCGCAGCGUCUUGCCGCGGCUUCUCAACCUCGCAAUGGGCGCGCAUGCCUGCCACCAAGGCGGCGACAACCACUAAGACCAAGACGAAGACCACGGCCGCCAAGAAGAAGCCUGCCACCAAGGCCAAGAAGCCCGCUGCUAAGAAGCCCAAGGCGAAGAAGAAGGUCGCCGUUAAGAAGGCUGUGCCCAAGAAGAAGGUCAAGAAGGUGGUGCUCACGCCCGAGCAACAGAAGAGGCUCAGGGUGCGGGAGUUGAAGACGGCAGCGCUGCUGGAGGAGCCCAAGAAGCUCCCAACGAACACAUUCCGGGUGUACGCUGAGCAACAAUUUGCUACGGAGCCCACCUCAGACUUGAAGUUGACCGACCGGGUCAAGAGCAUUGCCGAGUCUUACAAGAACCUGUCCUCAUACGAAGUCCAGCGUCUCGAAGAGACUGCCGAAGCCAACAAGCUGACCAACAACGCGGCCUACAAGUCGUGGGUUGAGUCGCUCCAGCCCACGGUUGUGGCCGAGGCCAACCGCGCCCGCGCGAGGCUCCGCAACCUUACCGGCAAGCAGGUCCCGCGGGCCAUCCGCGACGACCGCCUCCCCAAGAGGCCGCACAACGCCUACGCGCUCUUCGUCAAGGCGCGGUUUGGCAGCGGCGACUACUCCAACCACACCGGCAAGGCGAGUGAGAACAUGCAAGCCAUUGGCAACGAGUGGAAGCAGAUGUCACCGCCCGAGAAGCUCGCGUAUGAGGAGCUCGCCAAGGCUGACUUUGACCGUUGGGAGCGCGAGUCGCUGGAAGUCUUGGGCCAUGUCGUCAAGCGUAGCCCUUCUCCCGAGUAA
Messenger RNA from Colletotrichum paranaense, 921 nucleotides. RefSeq names its product HMG box protein. NCBI's taxonomy places the organism in Eukaryota, Fungi, Ascomycota, Sordariomycetes, Glomerellales, Glomerellaceae. Gene Ontology annotation, molecular function: DNA binding, bending. The transcript has 2 exons. Bases 1 to 921 code for a protein of 306 amino acids. The record is from RefSeq and is a predicted model, not a curated record.